CCUAACUCAGCUACUCCCCCGCUACCCGCCUCAUCCUUUGGAAAAUUGUAGAACCCCAUUUCACCCUCUCUCUCUCUCUCUCUCUCUCUCUCUCUCUCUCCCCAUUUCCCAUUUUUGGAGCUCUUUUUAGCUCUCGAUCGGCGCCGCAACCCCCGCGCGCGCGAUUGCACUUUUGAAAUUGUUAUUGUUGUGAUCCGUGAGGAAGCGGCUUGCGAGGAUAAGGUGGGAUUCUGAGGAAAUGGCGUCGGUUGUUCCUUCAUCUUCUACAUUUUGCGUUCAUCUCCAUCAAGUCCAAUAUCUCUCAAGAAAACACAGUUUCUUCAAGGAGUUUGGAGGGUCUCCUUACGCCUCACUUUCAAUGAAUAGGAAGAAUAGAAAUACUAAAUUGGUGGAUUUGAGGACCGUGAGAGCUGUUGCUUUGAGAGGAGAUGGUGGCUUCGAGACUGGUCCAAGAUCUAGUGAAGGUGAAACCGCCAUAAUGGGACAAAGUGCUUCCGUCAAUGCUCUGGACAAUCCAUCUUCAGUUCUUCAAGCAGAUGCUGUAGCACUAGGAACGAUUUCUGCUGACAUGGCUCCUGUUAGUGAUGCGUUUUCUGUUGAUAAUGAUGAAGUUGAUCUAGAUUGUCCUACAGAGGGUUUCUCAUCUAUUGCAGAGGCCAUCGAGGACAUCCGGCAAGGCAAGUAUGUGAUUGUUGUAGACGAUGAAGACAGAGAGAACGAGGGAGAUCUUAUAAUGGCUGCAUCUUUGGUAACGCCAGAGGCAAUGGCUUUUGUAGUAAGACAUGGGACUGGGAUUGUGUGUGUCAGCAUGAAGGGAGAACAUCUUGAAAGAUUGCAGCUUCCUCUGAUGGUAACAACUAAAGAAAAUGAAGAGAAACUCUGCACUGCAUUCACUGUUUCAGUGGAUGCUAAAGAGGGUACAACAACUGGGGUUUCUGCAAAAGACAGAGCAAAGACUGUUGUCGCUCUUGCAUCUCCUAACUCUAAGCCCGAAGACUUCAACCGCCCUGGUCAUAUAUUUCCUCUGAAGUAUAGAGAGGGUGGUGUCUUGAAAAGAGCUGGUCAUACUGAAGCAUCUGUUGAUCUGGCCUUGAUGGCAGGGUUGCCACCUGUUGCAGUUUUAUGUGAGAUUGUGGAUGAUGAUGAUGGUUCCAUGGCUCGGUUGCCAAAACUCCGGGAAUUUGCUAAGAGGGAGAAUCUGAAGAUAGUCUCAAUAGCAGACUUGAUUAGGUAUAGAAGGAAAAGAGACAAGUUGGUGGAGCGUGCCUCUGUUGCACGCUUACCCCUCAAAUGGGGUUCGGUUCAGGCUUUUUGCUACCGAUCUCUUCUUGAUGGAAUGGAGCAUAUUGCAAUGGUUAAAGGUGAUAUUGGAGAUGGUCAAGAUAUCCUAGUAAGGGUGCAUUCAGAGUGCCUUACUGGGGACAUCUUUGGGUCUGCAAGAUGUGACUGUGGCAAUCAGCUAGCCCUGGCAAUGGAGAUGAUAGAGAAAGCCGGCAGGGGCGUCCUGGUUUAUCUUCGUGGUCAUGAAGGUAGGGGCAUUGGGCUAGGCCACAAGCUUCGUGCUUACAACUUACAAGAUGAUGGUCGUGAUACUGUGGAAGCUAAUGAGGAAUUGGGAUUGCCUGUUGACUCACGGGAGUAUGGUAUUGGCGCCCAGAUUUUACAAGAUCUAGGUGUUCGUACAAUGAGGUUGAUGACCAACAACCCAGCAAAGUAUGUUGGGCUCAAAGGCUAUGGGUUGAGUGUUGUCGGCAGGGUUCCUCUGUUAACUCCAAUAACUAAGGAGAACCAAAGAUACCUGGAGACAAAAAGAGCAAAGAUGGGACACAUUUAUGGAUCCGAGUUCAAUGGUCACCUCAUUAGUCAGACCGAAAAUAGUGGUACAGAAGAUCAACAGCAGAGCUCAUAAUGCGCACUAGUCCUUAUUUGCUCGACUAAUCAAUACAGCUAUGUUUUUAACAGUUUACGUUUCCAUACAUACCGCAUUCUUUUUUAUUAGCUUUUAAGCCUAUGUAUCCUGAAUCCACCAUUUUUCCAUAGCAGAUCCCCGCUGCUGGAGUUUUGGAUGAAAUAUAUUUUGCAGCAGUUCUUUUUCCCUAUGCUUUAUCGUAA
Messenger RNA from Ananas comosus (pineapple), 2112 nucleotides. RefSeq names its product probable bifunctional riboflavin biosynthesis protein RIBA 1, chloroplastic. NCBI's taxonomy places the organism in Eukaryota, Viridiplantae, Streptophyta, Magnoliopsida, Poales, Bromeliaceae. Gene Ontology annotation, molecular function: GTP cyclohydrolase II activity; 3,4-dihydroxy-2-butanone-4-phosphate synthase activity. Gene Ontology annotation, cellular component: chloroplast. The record is from RefSeq and is a predicted model, not a curated record. The transcript has 8 exons. Bases 239 to 1909 code for a protein of 556 amino acids. Gene Ontology annotation, biological process: riboflavin biosynthetic process.